GCCAAUUCAAUAUCAACUAAUGUUCGUCUUUUUUCAAGGCUCAAAUCAAUAUUCGAGAGAGAGUACGACAUCGUUCCCACCAGCACUCGACACUCGCCAGUUUCUACGAAUAUAGACAUCAUGAGAAUAGUAGCUCAUCUCCGGACCUACAACAUUCUCGGCCGAGGUCCUUGCUUGGGCUGCGACCAUGUUCCGAUUGUUAGAGAUUUGUAUUGCGAAGGCUUUGAAAAACUGGAAGGAGGAUGCUUCCAAGACUUUAUGGAGCAAAUCUCCAAACAGAAUAAUGCUGAUGAUAUGGAAGGCACUCUCGCGUGUCUUUCGGCAGAAGAUGAGCAGACGGAAACUUAUAUAACGUCCUGUUUCCCUGGAGCCGAGCAGACGGAUGUAUACAAUAACCCAGAUAUGGAUAUGAUGCUGGAUGAUGAGGACGAUAGGGAUGAUGGUAAGGGUAGUGAAGAUGGUGAGGAUAGUGAGGGUGGUGAGGAUGGUGGGGGUGAGGAUGGUGAGAAUGGUGAGGAGGAUGAGGAGGAUGAGGUAUAUUUAUGA
Messenger RNA from Lobosporangium transversale, 546 nucleotides. RefSeq lists its product as hypothetical. The record is from RefSeq and is a predicted model, not a curated record. NCBI's taxonomy places the organism in Eukaryota, Fungi, Mortierellomycota, Mortierellomycetes, Mortierellales, Mortierellaceae. The annotation marks the transcript as partial. The transcript has a single exon.